Molecule: messenger RNA, 1851 nt
Organism: Grus americana (Whooping crane)
Lineage: Eukaryota; Metazoa; Chordata; Aves; Gruiformes; Gruidae
Gene: MIX23
Product: mitochondrial matrix import factor 23
Exons: 5
Coding region: 60-494 (144 amino acids)
Cellular component (GO): mitochondrial intermembrane space; mitochondrion
Source: RefSeq, a predicted model, not a curated record
UCACGUCAUCCCGCCUCCCCUCUGGAUUGGCCACCGCCGUGGCCCUCGGCCUUUCCAGUAUGGCGGCGCCCAGCGGAGCGGCGAGCUGCGAGGACUUCGCCGAGUUCCAGGAGUUGCUCAGGGUGAUGAGGACGAUCGAUGACAGAAUUGUCCACGAAUUAAACACUACGAUUCCAACAGCUUCCUUUGUGGGGAAAAUUGAUGCCGGCCAGACGUGUAAAGAGCUGUACCAGUCUUUGAUGGAUGCUCACAGCAGCAGAGAGAGAAUCAUCAAAAACUGCAUCGCUCAGACUUCCAGUGUCGUGAAAACUCUCCGAGAAGAGAGAGAAAAGGCCCAGGAUGAUGUAGCAUUAUUAAAGCAACUCAGGAAAGAGCAGACAAAGUUGAAAUUGAUGCAGUCGGAGCUGAAUGUCGAAGAAGUGGUAAACGACAGAAGCUGGAAGGUAUUUAAUGAGCGUUGCCGAAUUCACUACAAGCCUCCGAAGAGUCAAUGAUGUGGGGUAUUGUCCAUCAAGGUGGUCCAUAACCAUGAGAGCCAAACUGGAAAGAGACCUUGGGUGAGCUGUAUUGGGACCCUCCAGAACCAGUAGAACCCAGUCUUGUUUUGUUUUGGACCUACUUAGCUGAAAUUUCAAGGUUGAAAUGAUUCUCCUGUAAUUAAGAGAAAACAGCUCAUCUUUUGUACAAAAUAUGUGAACAAAUGAGUUUUAUAGUAUUAAAAUAAUUUUCAAAUGGAAUGCGAAACCGGCAUCUUUCUUGAACUUCUUCAGCUUCAGCAGUCCUAGAGGGGAAGAAAUGGUAAAAGCCAGCUCUGAGCAGGGAGGACAUGGCUCUCCCUGAACUGAUGCUUGCCAGACUAUCAGGGAACAUGGUGUGUUUGUGAAAAUAAUCUACUAAAAUCUGAAAGGAAAUAAAACUUGCAGAAUGAUCAGCAAGUGUAGGUUCAGCAUCCCUGAAAGUAAGAAGCUACCAGUAUUGUUCUGAACUACUCAACUCUAGAACUAGCGUUGGUUCAGAGUUGCAUGCAGAUACAGGUUUGACAUUCUUCCCACCAUGCUGACAGGGAGCAUCUCUUGCACACUGUCCUUUCAUCUGUGUUACCAAGUUCUGGAUUUUUUCUUUAAAUAGGGAACGAGGUGUCAGUUAAAACCACUUUGAAUUGGAGACAGAGAUAUAUCUCAUUCGGGAAUGAGAGAGUUAACUAUCCAGUGACCCUAUUUUGUACCUCCUUCUGAACCUUUAAGAUUAAUUCUAUAGUUGAAUUGCAUUUGAACUGAGAAAAUAGCUGUGCAUACCUGAUCUUGUUGAUUCUGGCCAUAGUGUUGUAUUUAGAAAGCUUUAAAUGCAGCACCCUUGCAGUAACACAGCAUUUAAAAGCAGAUAAGGAAGUCAGAAUUGCUGUAAUUAUACCUUUUUUUUUUUACUAACUCUAAUUAGCUGACAGUCAAAUGACAAGGUCUGCAUGGUUGCCAGCUGUUUUUAUUACUUAUCACUAAGUCUUUAAGAAUCAUUGAACUUGAGCAGAGCCUUAAAAAUACAGGCCCCAUCUUGCAAACACUUUCAGUUACAGCACCUAAAUGACUAUAUACUCUCACAUCCUUAAAAGCUGUGUGUAUAUGGGGAAUGAGAAGUCAAUGGAGGAAUGUACCUGUGUUGCUGAAAGCUGGCAAAAAUCUGUGCAGCAUCAUCUGUUUUAUAGUUGUUUGUCCAGUAGAGACUUGAACUACUUGGUGGCCUUUAUUUUUAGGCAGCAGAGUCAUUUAGUCUCACUUUUCUUUGAGAAUGACGCAGAAAUAUAUUUUAAGUCUUUGAGGAUGUAAAUCCUAAUGUUGAAACUUCAUUUUUUCCCCU